AAUUUUUAUUUUCAGUCAAUGAGACACAUCCAGUCCAAGACCAUAAUGACCACAUUCAACUUGAGCAGCUUCAAUUCAGGCCCUUUCAUCCUACUGGGAAUCCCAGGGCUGGAGGAGUUCCAUGUCUGGAUCAGGAUUCCUUUUUUCAUUAUCUACCUUGUGGCACUUGCAGGCAACAGUGUCCUUCUCUACCUUAUUUCCAUGGAACGCAGCCUUCAUCAGCCCAUGUUCUUUUUCCUCUCCAUGCUGGCUGUUACAGAUCUCAUCCUAUCUAAUACAUGUGUACCCAAAACAUUCAGCAUCUUCUGGCUAGGUCCUCAGGAAAUCACCUUUUCUGGAUGCCUUACUCAAAUGUUCUUUCUCCACUAUAGCUUUGCCAUGGAUUCUGCCAUCCUGUUAGCCAUGGCAUUUGAUCGCUAUGUUGCUGUUUGCUUCCCCCUAAGAUAUACCACUAUUCUUACCCGUCAGAUUAUUACUAAAAUUGUAAUGGCUAUUGUUAGCAGGAGCUUUUGCAUCAUCUUCCCAUGUGUGUUCCUAUUAAAACGACUACCUUUUUGCCGAACACUCAUCAUCCCCCACACGUACUGUGAGCACAUAGGCAUAGCCCAGCUUGCCUGUGUGGACAUCUCCAUCAACAUCUGGUAUGGAUUUGCUGUGCCUGUAAUGACUGUUACAUCAGACCUGAUCCUCAUUGGCAUCUCCUACACUCUCAUCCUUCGUGCCAUCUUUAAUCUUCCAUCCCGAGAUGCCCGCCAGAAAGCCCUCAACACGUGUGGUUCCCAUGUUUGUGUCAUUCUUAUAUUCUACACACCAGCAAUGUUCUCUGUCCUCACCCACCGUUUUGGUCACAAUAUUCCUCACUCCUUCCACAUACUGACUGCCAACCUCUACGUAGCCAUCCCUCCUGCACUCAAUCCAAUCAUCUAUGGGGUGAAGACCAAGCAGAUUCGGGAAAAAAUCAUCCUACCCUUCUUCCCUAAAGGGAACUAUUGACAUGAGACUGAGAGCUUGGGAAAGGAAACAGGUAACCAUAUUAUUUUGGAAUGCAUUUUAUUUUUUUACAGCUAAAAUAUCUACAAUGGUGAUUUAAAUACAUAUGAAAUCUUAAAAGUCUUCCAUGUGUUAUAGGAAUCAAGACAAAGUAAGG
Molecule: messenger RNA, 1147 nt
Organism: Panthera uncia (snow leopard)
Lineage: Eukaryota; Metazoa; Chordata; Mammalia; Carnivora; Felidae
Product: olfactory receptor 52H1-like
Exons: 1
Coding region: 19-993 (324 amino acids)
Biological process (GO): G protein-coupled receptor signaling pathway
Cellular component (GO): membrane
Molecular function (GO): G protein-coupled receptor activity; olfactory receptor activity
Source: RefSeq, a predicted model, not a curated record